AUGUCGUCUCUUGAUUUAGUAUUCACCGAUGAAAAUUCAGCAUCAUCAUCGAAUUCCUUUUUUUCAACCAAUGUAUCGUGGCUCUGUUCAACACCUUCGUCCUCUUCGAAAUCAAGUCCACCAUCAGCAUCGCCGAAAUCUCCAACGUUACUGAAACCAUCAAUCACGAAAACAACAUCGAACAAACGAAGAGUGAUGCUGAAUAUUGAGGGUUACCAAUUUCAAUUAAAAAAUUUUAACAAAGAUAAAACACUCAAGUUUUGGCGCUGCGCUGUGCGAGAUUGUGGUGUACUUUUGCAUACAAAUCUCAACGAUGAAUUCGUGCGCUUUUCUGGAAAGAAGACCGAACACACUCAUUUACCAAACACGAGCACAGUGGAAAUUCGUGAUGUUAAAGAAAAAAUGCGGCAAAGAGCAGAAAAUGAAUUAAUACCACUUCAAGAAAUCGCUGAACAAGAAAUACGAGGUGGCUUAUUAAGUGGUGAAGCUUUAGCUGUACUGCCAAAUAUUUUGAAUAUCGGUAUUGUACUCCACUUUUUGGGUAAUACACGUCGAAACAUGCUUCCUCCGAUACCACAAUCAUCGUCUUUUGUCAUACCAGAAAUUUACACAAAGGAUUAUCUUAAUCGUGAUCGUUUGUUAUUGCACGACAAUACUGACCCCAAAUUUCAAUCCAAUGUAACGAGUGAUAUACACCCAUCAGGAAGAAUAUUAAUUUGGUCGUCAGAUAUGCAACUAAAUUUAUUAUUCAAUAGUCAAAGGCGGAUGAUGGGCUUAGCUCUUGUGCCACCAGCAUAUGUUCCUGAAUUAUUUAAUGAGCUUGGUGAAGAAUUAAGUGAAGCUGAACGCGAACAAAUAGCCGAUUUAGUGAAUCAGAUAAGCAGUGGGAUGAUUCGUCGAACAAAACGAUCUCAAUCUCGAAUCGCCGAACAACGAAUGAAAGAAUUAUAUGAUCGAUUUCAUGAGAAACAAAUAACAGCACAGGAUUUAUUACGUGGUCUUUCUUUUUUUUUAUUGUGA
Adineta ricciae is the source of this 1020-nucleotide messenger RNA. NCBI's taxonomy places the organism in Eukaryota, Metazoa, Rotifera, Eurotatoria, Adinetida, Adinetidae. The record is from the annotation of a GenBank genome assembly.